CUUCUUCAUCCUUCUUUCCUCUUCGUUUUCCGGUCGUGACUUUUAGCUUGGCGUUAACAUUUUGAACUCCAUUCAUGCGAGCGUCCGGACGAGUCUGCAGAGCGCGCGAUGGCCGGCCCGGAGCUCCUGCUGGACUCCAGCAUCCGUCUGUGGGUGGUGCUGCCCAUAGUCUUCAUCACCUUCCUGGUGGGCGUCAUCCGCCACUACGUCACCCAGCUGCUGCAUAGCGACAAGAAGGUGGACCUGGAGCAGCUCUCUGACAGUCAGGUGCUCCUGCGCAGUCGCAUCCUCCGAGAGAACGGCAAAUACAUCCCCAGACAGUCAUUCACCAUGAGGAAGCAUUACUUCAACAAUGCGGAAACGGGCUUCUUCAAGAAGGUCAAGAGGAAGGUGGUCCCCAAAAACCCGAUGACAGACACGAGCAUGCUGACAGACAUGAUGAAAGGAAACCUGACCAACGUGCUGCCCAUGAUCGUGAUUGGCGGCUGGAUCAACUGGGCCUUCUCUGGAUUCGUCAUAACCAAGGUCCCGUUCCCGCUGACGCUGAGGUUCAAGCCCAUGUUGCAGCGCGGCAUUGACCUGCUCACACUGGACGCGUCCUGGGUGAGCUCUGCAUCCUGGUACUUUCUCAAUGUGUUUGGCCUGAGGAGCAUGUACAGCCUCAUCUUGGGACAAGACAAUGCCGCUGACCAAUCGCGCGUCAUGCAGGACCAGAUGACCGGCGCCGCCAUGGCCAUGCCCCCGGACCCCAACAAGGCAUUUAAGAGCGAGUGGGAGGCGCUGGAGAUCGUGGAGCACAAGUGGGCGCUGGAAAACGUGGAGGAGGAGCUCAUGGCCCGGGAGCUUAACUUCGGAGGAAUCUUCAGCCAGGACCUCAAGUCCGCCGUGUUCUAGAAGGCGAUACUAGAACGGGCCUGGGCAAGUAUGGCCACCCGAGCCCUACAUGUCGCCCACUUCUAUCUUUAAGCUGGCACACCAAACAUUUACUUUGUCAAAAAUCCUAUUGGUUGUAUUGAGUUUUUUUUUUUUUUUUCCUUAAACUUUGUUAAAAAAUAAAUUCUUUUUUCAUUACUCAAAUAUUAGGUCAGUUGAUUUCAUGUAAAUAAAAUACCAACAUAAACAUUUAUUGUAAAUAUUUGCAAACUAUUUUACAAACAAAUAAUUUGAUCAAUAAUCAAAUUACUAAAUUUGCAUGAAUUCUAUUUAAAAAUGUUACUGAAAAUGAAAUACUAAAAAUGUUUAACAUUUUAGUGCAUAGUUGUGUAUAAAACCAAAAAAAUGCAUUUUAACUUUCUAGAAAAUUGUCAAAUAAUUGUCUGAUUAUAAUUAGUAAAAUUGAGAAAUGAGCAU
Molecule: messenger RNA, 1350 nt
Organism: Phycodurus eques (leafy seadragon)
Lineage: Eukaryota; Metazoa; Chordata; Actinopteri; Syngnathiformes; Syngnathidae
Product: ER membrane protein complex subunit 3-like
Exons: 9
Coding region: 109-894 (261 amino acids)
Biological process (GO): protein folding in endoplasmic reticulum
Cellular component (GO): membrane; EMC complex
Source: RefSeq, a predicted model, not a curated record